Molecule: messenger RNA, 1435 nt
Organism: Colletotrichum godetiae
Lineage: Eukaryota; Fungi; Ascomycota; Sordariomycetes; Glomerellales; Glomerellaceae
Product: heterokaryon incompatibility protein-domain-containing protein
Exons: 1
Source: RefSeq, a predicted model, not a curated record
AAGAGUGCAAGCUUGGCGGUGUGACGGGCUAGGUUGAUUUCCAGACCUCGAUUUUCCCAACUAUCUUCUGGCUUGACCUUUUCAAGAAGCAUCAACACGAAUCAACCACUAGGACAACAUGGCUGUCAACAUUGUAUCAAUAUCUCUAGAACAGGCUCUCAAGUCCACCCCGAAGGAUAGCACGAAACCAAGAUCCUUUGAUUUCUUUGACGUCCUUGGAACAACGGGGUGCUUGCAACAGUGCGCCAUUUUCCACUCUUGGAGCAUAUUAUCCCGAUCGGACACCGAGAAGUUAAGAGCAGAAAAUGACAACUUCACCAAGAAUGGAAGGAAGAAAUCAGACCGAGGCAAACCUUUCACGUACGGGGAUCUGGAUUGCUCAGCUCGGAACGGUUGUGGAAGCUGCAAGGCUGUCAAGGCCAUGUUGGAUAGCGCACCCACCAAGCAUUUUGGAGGAGUCACUCCCUCUACGACAUUCCAAUGGGCUGCAAGAUUCAAUGGCACCCUAGAAAUGAACGCUCCAGACGGUAAACUGUACUAUGUCAGAUUAUUCAACAUGGCGGGGUCCACUAAUGUCUUCCGCCGGAUACAAACUACCAACGGCGUGGCUGGGGAUACCUCUUCUGGUGUAAGCUUCCAGAGGAUCCGAACUUGGAUCGACGACUGCGAGCUGCAUGAAAAAUGCGGCAGAGGUAGAGAGAUGAAUUUGCCUACCCGACUCAUCGAUGUCGUUCAGCCUGGAGAUAGGCUUGGAGUCCGUCUAGUGGAUACAUCUGGACAAACAGGUACUUACAUGUGUCUGAGCCACUGCUGGGGAAAGAUCAAGAUUAAAUCCAAAACGGAAACCCGCAACCUGAAAAGGCGGCUCAAGUUGAUACCUUGGGCUUUACUUCCACCUAGCUUCCAACAGGCAAUUGAGAUUACGAGGAAGCUCAAGAUUCGCUAUCUCUGGAUUGACUCACUCUGCAUCAUACAAGAUGAUAAGAAAGAUUGGGAGAAAGAGGCUGCUCGGAUGGUCGACGUUUACCGCAACUCAUACGCGACUAUUGCCGUCAGCUGGUCUCAUGACUCUCAGGGAGGCUGCUACUCUCAGACAAUCCCAAGUCAAGUCUAUAACAUCACAACCGAGCUUGGUGACGAAUUCAGAGUCGUCUUGAUAACAGGUGAAAAGCGGGACGAGAUGCCAGACUACGCUAGGUUACAAGAGUAUUCCCCCCUCUUCAACAGGGCAUGGUGUCUCCAGGAACGCCUCCUUUCGCGGCGGAUUAUUCAUUUCAAUUAUGGAGAAAUGGCAUUUGACUGUGCCAGCGGGUACUCUUGCGAGUGCGGUGGAGAGCAACAUCACAGUUGGCACAACUUGAUACGGACUUCUAAUACUUAUAUACCGCUGCGGUCCAGGUCGAAGUACCUAUCAUUGCUGAACAACCCAUUGACG